Molecule: messenger RNA, 2385 nt
Organism: Peronospora farinosa
Lineage: Eukaryota; Oomycota; Peronosporomycetes; Peronosporales; Peronosporaceae
Source: the annotation of a GenBank genome assembly
AUGGACGAGAUCGCUCUACUGCAGCAGCAACUGGCCGCUGUGCAGCAGCAGGAGACAGCGCUGAAGCUAUCGGACCACAAUAUUAUUGAUCUCUUACUCAAGCUGCAGCAACUGGGCAAGCUUGAAGUGAUCCACACACGCACUGGGAAGCAGUUUCUGACGCCACUUCAGGUCCAGAAGGAAAUUAUAGAAUACGUGGCACUGCAGGGUGGACGUAUGUGUCUCACGGAUCUGGAGAAGAUGAUUGAUGUAGAUCGUAUGCAUGUGGAGAAGCAGGUGAUGGUGCUAUGUAGAGGAAACAGAGGCCACAAGGACUCAUACUACGUGGUAAGCAACGGCGAGGAGCUGCUCACGAGCUGGUAUCUCGACGGUAUCAUGGAGGACACGAACGUGCUGCUACAGGAUAGUGGCACCACGUCUGUUGGAGACUUGGCUCGGCAGUUUGGCUUUGCCGUGGACUACAUGAGAGACGUGGUGCACACGAGACUUGGCAGCAUCUUAAAGGCACGAGUAAGGAACAAUGUGCUGUAUACGGACUCGUAUGAGACGGAGCAAAAAGCGCGGGUUCGAGGGGCCUUUGCUGGUAUGACACGGCCUGUGUUUGUACCUGAUGUGGUGCGGUCUUUUGGCUUCGAUGAGGCUGUGGCCAAUGAAACACUGACCGAGUUGAUACAGAUGAAAGUAUUGAUGGGCACGCUGAGAGGACGGGAGUAUGUGCCUUAUGUCUUCAUGGCAGCCCAGAAAGAAAGCAUGUACUCGUUCUUCCAACAGAAUGGAUACUUGGAACAUACGAGAGCCAAAGAACUGCAAGUUGCUCGGCCCUUCGACUUUUUAAAGAGAAGAUUCUCGGAUUCUGUGUGUCUACAAGAGAGUGUUGUAAGCCGUGCUCUACAGUUACAGCUUGAAGGAGCUGUAGAGGCAGCGGUGAAUGAUAACUCCUUAGUGGAUGUCCGGUCGGUGCUGCCGAGUGCUCUGUCAGCAGGUGAUGUGGCAUUGUUGCUGGGCACGUCGUCGGGGCUGAAGAAAACGGGACAUGCACCCAAAGCGUAUCAGAUUGCAAACAUUUAUGCUGUCAGCUUGGGCUUUUUCGUUACUUGUUUGGAAAAAUUUGGUGAAGAUGCUACGACCAAGGCAAUUCGUGCUGCGGCCCAGCAGAAGAGCAGUGGCGUUAAGGCUGGUUUUCACGAAAGCAGGCAAGAGGUUGAUGACGAUGAAGGUUCAGACGUUGGUACUAAGCUCGGUAAAAAAGGAAAGCGUGGCAAGGGUGGCAACAAGCGCAGCCAGGAAGAAACUAGAGGCAAGUCUAGAAAGGCAACGAAGAGUAAACGCGAAUUAAAGGGCGAUGAAGAUGCUGGUGACGAUGAUGACACGAGAUCUACACCUGCUCAACUCUCGAUCGUGCCUACGCGUGAGGAGAUGAUUGAUCUUCUUGUGAAAUGGUUUCCAGUCGUUCAUGAUUUGAAAGGCGAUGACGAGUUAAUGGACGGCAUCAUAGCGCAUAUAGAAAAUAAGACCACUGAAGUCUACUCAACCGCACUGACCAAAGCAAUGUCUAGCAUUCUACGAGGAGAUGCUUCGUCACUGCGCGAGUUGCGCAAGACAUUCGAACAUCGGUUCGAUGAACAAUUCACGAAUUUGCUUGUUUUAGAAAAAGGAUAUAACAAGCUAUUGAUGCACGUAGAUGCUACGAAUGCGUCUGGCAUGGAGCAGCUCGCUGUUGUGGAGGUGCAUUUGCUUGAGACCUUCGCCGUGGAGCUUGCAGCUUUGGUCACAAGUUUUAUUGCAGAGAGCAAUAGUCUUGAAUUGGAAGGCGUGUCGCUCUUGUCAUCUCCUAGUGGCAGCACAGACGAUAAGACUAAGGUCGCAACUGAUCCGGUGACGACCUUAAGCGACAAAAACAGGAGAAUUAUCGAGACGAACCUUCCGCAAGCAACUGCAAGUUUUUUGGUACGGUUAUGGAUGCUCGCCACCGCUGGUCGUCGGUCACUAAACGAUUUCAUGGCUUAUAUACCGGUUCUGGCAGAGACUUUGAGCAUGCCUCUUCGAAAGUUGGAUCGCAAGAAGGAGCGAAAGGUGAUAUUCGGCUACCGACAGGCAAUAUCUGCAGAGCUGGGCGAGGUGGCGGUACUUGCGAUCGAUAACAAUCAGCAAUAUGCUUUAAUAGCAACAUUGGUGCUGCAACUUUUCUUCCAGCAGCUUACUGGGCUUCCAGGUAGUUUUCCACGUGACAAUGUAUCCUAUGGCGAAAUGAUGCUAAACGCAUUUCGAGACUCGGUGCCGAAAAAGGCGAUGCAAAUUAUUCAGGCUUUUUUACGUUUGACAAGCGGGAUGAGCAGUGGCGAAAAAGUUGCUGAAGAGCAAAAGAAUCCGAGCUCUAUUCAAUGA